Molecule: messenger RNA, 2334 nt
Organism: Amoebophrya sp. A25
Lineage: Eukaryota; Dinophyceae; Syndiniales; Amoebophryaceae
Source: the annotation of a GenBank genome assembly
CUGUAUCUGAGAGAUAUUGAUAUUAAAUUUUCAACAUCCUCAAAAAAAAUGAUCAAGAUCAAGAUUUCCGAUCGAAAAUUGGCGAACUUCGCCACAGUUUAUGGUACGGGAGGCCGAAUCAUCCGACCCGCUAGUAUAGACUACCGACAAAGCGAUCUGCGGACGCUCGUUUUGAUUAAGAGGACUCAAAGUAAGCAAUUCAUCUUCACAGAUAUUGAUUUGUUUCAGAUUCAGACUCCUUCUUGGCUUCUGAGAUGAUGCCGGUGGAACAAGAUGAAUUACUGUGCGCUCUAACUUGUCGGUUUCUUAUGUCGAGGACGUAACGAGUCUUUUGACCUCGAGAAUGACUGCAGUGGCGAUAGAAAAUAAUCUCGAGAUUGACGUGAGGAGGCUGGGUCUUUCGGGGGAGGAGGAUGAAGAAGAGGAAUGCGUAGGCGACGUGGGUGGACGACGUGACCUGGGCGAAGAAGACCUUGGACGGAAGGAGAAGGACAAGAAAGUGACGAGACCACCACGUUCAUCUUCUGUCCUCCAAUCGCUUCUAUUCAAACGUUGUAUCUGUGGUGGAGCUACCUUUUUGCAGGAGAUGUUGGGGAGUGGAGCGUGGCGUUUUUUGAUUCGCAUCACAGUGCCUGAAGAUCCUGGAUAUAUCCAUCCUCAGAAUCAGAUUCAAUACGCGCGUUUGUUCCUGCUGACAAGACGUAGAGCAAUGGACCACGAUGAGGGAUCAUCUUCGCAGAUGAACAGAGGAGAAGGGGAAGAUAUGCGGAAUGUCAACAACAAUGACGAUCCCUUCGGCAUGAAUGAGGGAGAUGAGGAAUCAACUGAUGCUGAUCUUGCGGCAUCAAUAAAUGCUUUAGGGAGGUGGAAAAGGAGAGGACUUGCAGCAGCUGCGCGACGAGCAGAAGCAACGGAUGAAAAUCGCGCUGCGCAUGAAGAAGCAGAGGCAGGAUCACGACCUUCAGUUAAGUAUGGUUACAGUUUUUCAUCAUGCUGAAGUUCGACCUAUCUUCGUUCUUCACCGCACGAGGGUAAAUGGGAACUGAAGUUGAACCUCUACUGCAUGAUGAGAAACUACGACUACCCACUUCAAUUUACAGCCCCCUUCAGAAACAGAAGCUGAGAAUUUAACAAUCGUACCUGUGCGUCCGCCUCUCCUAGUGCAGAGUGAAAACGCCGAUGCUACUAGAACUGUGAUUCAUUUGGCAAACCUCAUCGAGUAUGGCACAGGCACACGGACUAUCUGGCGUGAACAGCUUUUCGCCGCAGAAGUCGAUAAUCCGAGGUAUAGUUCUUAAGGAUGAAGGUCGUGAUGUGGAUGUCCGAAACGGAAAGACAUUGAUCUUUGAGUUUGAGUGACAGUGUAAGUGGACCAUUCUAACUCACACUCACGGAAGACGUUGCGAUCGGCGAUGCAGGAGUCAAGGGGGCGAAGUCAGGCGCUUGCUUUGGUUGUUUUGCCGGUUACACAUUCGGGGCCUAUGAAUGGUGGAGCACGAAAGGGGCCGCUCAAAUAUCUAGCACGACUGCUUCAUCUUCCACUGCCAGCAUAAGUGGUGGUGGUGCAGCAACAUCAUCAUCUUCAACGUCUGCAUCAGCUGUACUAGGCACAUCGACCACAACAUCUACAUCUUCUACAUCUUCUUCUUCUUUGCUUACCAAGCUAAAGUUCACCCUCGUGCAUGCAACACCACACGCCAUUGGACCAGCAGGAGUGGUAGGCUUUCUUUGCGCAUUCUACGGGGGAGUUUUUGGGUAUUUGCGAGAUGUGAUCAGAUCAGACCCCAGGCAAGCCGAAAUGGAGGACUACACAUGCACUUCCUUUAUAGACGACCUUGCAGCAGCGAUGCGGAACCCGACAGGACGCACGCUUACUGCACAGGAUCGGGCGUAUUUGGGGAUAGGGAAUAACUAAGAGAGUACUUCUUGUCAACACCUUUUAGCAUAUUCAAUCAUACAUUUGUUCUUGAAAAUAAAAUCUUCCACGACAUCAUGACACAGUCACAGACACAUAACUAAGUAAUGUUGACGCAACUUCUUCUAAUCCUGUCUUCAUGCCGCAUAAACCAGAACUUCUUAGUGUUUUGAAACCAGAACUUCUGAGUGUGGUUGCUUAAGGAAGCAUCAUGACGCUCUGAAGUUGUUUCAUUAACAUGCGACACGAGACACAGCAAAUCGUGAUACUCCCGAUAGACAUAGCACGGAUGCUGACCAGUCAUUGAUGCGACAGCGAACCAGCACCAGAUAGUCCACUGGAGUGUUGGCUUUGUUAUAUAUAACUGGUCUCGUCGUCGUCUUCGGAUGUUACAAAAAUAUACUUACUUCGUCGUACAG